Rhizophagus irregularis DAOM 181602=DAOM 197198 is the source of this 288-nucleotide messenger RNA. The record is from RefSeq and is a predicted model, not a curated record. NCBI's taxonomy places the organism in Eukaryota, Fungi, Glomeromycota, Glomeromycetes, Glomerales, Glomeraceae.
AUGACUAAUCAAGAGCUUAAAGAAAAAUUAUAUUCCACUAUUAAAUCUAAAGCCGAAAUUAAUGAUCUCAGCGAAAAGCUGGUAGAUAAGUACAAUGAGCGAGAAAAGGAGUUUGAAAAUAAAGCUAGCCAGUUAAACGCGUCCACUACUAAAGUUAGAUCCCAACUUAUUUCUGAACGAAAGUCUCAUUGUAAGAACCAACGUGAACUUGAAGCCAAAUAUACUGCCGAAAUCAAAUUGCUCAAAUCAAAUAUUAAAACACUAAAGAGAGAGGCAACUUUGGCCUAG